UGAGCUUCGGAGUGAAACUUCCUCCUCUGGGCAACAUCUGUGAGGAAAUCAAUGUUGCCCCCCUUUCCAUUUCUUGUCUCAUUCUGGGGGAUGUUAGGAGGGGAGGAUUUGUAGACAGAAAUCUCAAACUAAACGUCACUUCUAGAUCUGAUAGUCAUUGAUUCAACGGGACCUGAAUAUCAUCAUUCCUUGAAUCUACAAGCAGAAAUGUCGGUUGGUCUGUUCUGUCUGAUUCGAAGGUUUUAAACAUGAGGAUGACAGGAAAAGCACCGAGACGCACACACCUGAGUGAGAGUCUUCGAGUACACUGACUGUGGAGAGAGCUUUACCCAGUUACACAACCUGAAGAAACAUCAUAUCAUUCGCAGCAGAGAGAGACGUUGUGUGGACGAAGUUACAACUGAUCCUCGACCCUGGAGACACACCUGGAUUCCCACACCAUGGAGAAACCAUGGAAAUGUGGGGACUGUGAGAAGGGAUUCCGUUCCCCGUCUGUGCUGGAAACUCAUCGACGCAUUCACACUGGGGAGAGGCCAUUCACUUGCCCUGAGUGUGGGAAGGGAUUCAUUCGGUUAGCCACCCUGCAGACACACCAACGGGUUCACACUGGGGAGAGACCAUUCACCUGUUCUGAGUGUGGGAAGGGGUUCACGCAAUUAUCCCACCUGCUGAUACACCAGCGAGUUCACACCGGGGAGAGACCGUUCACCUGCUCCCAUUGUGGGAAAGGAUUCUGCGAUUCAUCCACCCUGCUGACACACGAGAGAGUUCACAGUGGGGAGAAACCAUUCACCUGCUCCGUGUGUGGGAAAGGAUUCGCUCAGUCGUCUAACCUGCUUUCACACCAGCGAGUUCAUACUGGGGAGAGGCCAUUUAACUGCUCUGUGUGUGGGAAGGGAUUCACUCACUCAUCCAACCUGGUGACGCACCAGCAAGUUCACUCUGAGGUGAGGCCGUUCACUUGCUCCGUUUGUGGGAAGGGAUUCAGUCACUCAUCCAACCUGCUGAGACACCAGCAAGUUCACUCUGGGGAGAGGCCGUUCACCUGCUCGGAGUGCGGGAAGGGAUUCAGUGAUUCAUUCACCCUGCUGACACAUCAGCGCGUUCACACUGGAGAAAGGCCGUUUACCUGCUCCGUGUGUGGGAAGGGAUUCACUCAGUCAUCCAACCUGCUGACACACCAGCGACUUCACACUGGGGAGAGACCGUUCACCUGCUCCGUGUGUGGGAAGGGAUUCGCCCGGUUAUCCAACCUGUUGAGACACCAGCGAGUUCAUAAGUGACCACAGGGGUUGGAUUCUUCUGUUAUUGUUGCUGUUAGUCACAUCCAGGACUAAACCAUGUUCAUUCUGACACUUGGUGAAGUGGGAAGGUCGGAAGGUUUCCUUCUGAUGGACUGGCCGGUCUCACAACUUUGCUUCCAGUGGACUCUUUGAGCCUGGGAGUGCACAUUUCCACUGAAAUGAUCCACAAAAGCUGUUGAACUACAUUUAUUUUAUACUGGAUAGUAAAUAAUGCUUUUCCUACCACUAUAGGUAGAUUUGAGAUAAAUACGUGUCUCUGUUCCAUUGAGUCUACAGCACGGGGCUAGGCCAGUCGGCUCAGUUGGUCUCUGUCUGUACUUUUGCUCCACAUGAGCCACCACCGACCCCUCUUCCUCUCACUCCAUCAGCAUAUCCUUCUAUUCCUGUCUCCCUCAUGUAUGUAUCUAGCUUCUCCUUAAAUGUAUUCAUGCUAUUCGCCUCAACCACUCGCUGUGGUAGUGAGUUCCACAU
Carcharodon carcharias (great white shark) is the source of this 1775-nucleotide messenger RNA. RefSeq names its product zinc finger protein 239-like. Lineage: Eukaryota; Metazoa; Chordata; Chondrichthyes; Lamniformes; Lamnidae. The coding region runs from base 441 to 1283 and encodes 280 amino acids. The transcript has 2 exons. The record is from RefSeq and is a predicted model, not a curated record.